CCCGGAUGCGAUCGAGGCGGACACGCCGCACCGACAUGCGACAGCUCGGCUCUGCUGGCAUCGCGGCGACUCGGUGACGGACCGACGGGACGGAGAUCACCGGACCAUCGGGCUCUUUUCUCUAAGAUGAGAGAAGGCUGGCUGGCAGCUCCAGAGAGGACUAAAGCAGCCUGGGAGGAAAGCUAACCCACGAAUGGCCUGCCAGUCUGUCGCUGCCAUCAUGGACGAGCAGGCCCUGCUGGGGCUCAACCCGAACGCCGACGCCCUCUACAGGGAGCGGGCCAUGGUUUACUUCGAGCAGCUGAAGGAGUCCCAGGAUGCCUGGGAGGUGUGUGCCGAGGCGCUGGCCAAGGGCGUCUACAGUGACGACCACGUGAAGUUCUUCUGCCUGCAGGUGUUGGAGCAUCAGGUGAAGUACAGACAUGCGGCCCUGACUGCAGGCCAGCAGCAGCUGAUCAGAGAGACUCUGAUGAAGUGGCUCCAGUGUCAGCUGAUGAACGCCGAGCCGGAGAAGUCGUUCAUCAGGAACAAGGCGGCGCAGGUGUUCGCCCUGACCUUCGUCAUGGAGUACCUGACCCUGUGGCCCAAGUUCUUCUUCGACCUGCUGACCCUGGUGGGCCUGAACCCGCUCGGCCUGGACGUCUACCUGCGCACGCUCAUGGCCAUCGACGCCGAGGUGGUGGACCGCAACAUCCUGCACUCGCCCGAGGAAACUCGCAGGAACACGCUGAUCAAAGACACCAUGAGGGAGCAGUGCAUCCCGGCCCUGGUGGAGUCCUGGUUCCAGAUCCUCAGCACCUACCAGCACACACACCCCGAGCUCACCUGCCAGUGCCUGGAGGUGGUGGGGGCCUACGUGUCCUGGAUCGACCUCAACCUCAUCGCCAACGAGCGGUUCGUGACCCUGCUGCUGAGCCACAUGCAGGUGGAGGACCUCAGGGAGGAGGCCUGCGACUGCCUGUUCGAAAUCGUCAACAAGGGAAUGGACCCGGUGGACAAGACCAAGCUGGUGGAGUCUCUGUGCCGAGUGCUGCAGUCAGCAGGCUUCUUCAACCUGGAGCAGGAGGAGGACGUGGACUUCCUGGCGAAGUUCUCGCGGCUGGUGAACGGGAUGGGGCAGGGCCUGGUGGCGAGCUGGAGCCGGCUGGCGAAGGCGGGCAGCGCGGAGGAGGCGCGGGAGGCCCUGGAGGCGCUGGAGGCCAAGGUGCCGCUGCUGCUGCAGCUGCUGGUGCACGAGGACGACGACAUCUCCGCCAACGUGGUGGGCUUCUGCUACGAGUACCUGCACGUCCUCAAGCAGCUGCCUCAGCUGAGCGACCAGCAGAAAGGGAACAUCGAGGCCAUCAUGCUCGCCGUCAUGAAGAAGCUGCCUAACGACGACGAGUACAACUUCGACAACGAGUGAGGCGAGGACGAGGCCAUGUUCGGGGAGUACCGGAAGCAGCUGAAGAUGCUGCUGGACCGCCUGGCGCAGGUUUCCCCGGAGCUGCUGCUGGAGGCCGUGCGCCGCGUCUUCACCAACACCAUGCAGACCUGGCAGACGGCGCCCUUCAUGGAGGUGGAGGUGGCGGUGCGGCUGCUCUACAUGCUGGGCGAGGCGCUGCCGGCGGCGCACGGCGCGCAUUUCUCCGGAGACACGGCCAAGACCAGCGCCCUGCAGGACAUGAUGAGGACGCUGGUGACGUGUGGCGUCAGCAGCUACCAACACUCUUCGGUGUCGCUGGAGUUUUUUGAGACGAUCGUUCGAUACGACAAGUUUUUCAUCGUGGAGCCGCAGCACAUCCCCAACGUCCUGAUGGCGUUUCUGGACCAGAGAGGUUUGAGGAACAACAGUCCGAAGGUCCGCAGCAGAGUGUCCUACCUGUUCUCCAGAUUCAUCAAGACCCUGCAUAAACACAUGAACGCCUUCGUGGAGGACAUCCUGACCAGAAUCCAGGACCUGCUGGCGCUCGCGCCCCCGGAGAACGGCUUCCCGGCGCUGCUGACGAGCGACGACCAGCUGUUCAUGUUCGAGUCGGCCGGCAUCCUGAUCGUGAACGGCGAGAGCCCGGCGGAGCGCAAGCAGGCGCUGAUGCGCAGCCUGCUGACGCCGCUGGUGGACGCCUUCCGCCUGCUGCUCGCCAAGCUGCCGACCGAGACGGACGAGGAGCGGCAGGCCGCGCUGGCCGACUGCCUCAGCCACGCCGUGGGCUUCGCCAGUCGGACGAGCAAGGCCUUCAGCAACAAGCAGACGGUGAAGCAGUGCGGCUGCACCGAGGUCUACCGCGACUGCCUGCAGGCCUUCCUGCCGGCGCUGAGCUGCCCCGUCCAGCGGGGGGCGCUGCGCAGCGCCGUGCGCUCCUUCCUGCACCGCAUGAUCAUCUGCCUGGAGGAGGUGCUGCCCUUCGUCCCCGCCGCCUCCGAGCACAUGCUGAAGGACUGCGAGGCCAAAGACCUGCAGGAGUUCAUCCCGCUCAUCAGCCAGAUCACCGCCAAGUUCAAGCGGCAGGUGUCUCCCUUCCUGCAGCAGGUGUUCAUACCGCUGGUGCUCGCCAUCUUCGAGGUGCUGGCGCGGCCGGCGGAGGAGAACGACCAGGCGGCGGCGCUGGAGAAGCAGAUGCUGCGGCGCAGCUACUUCAGCUUCAUCCAGGCCAUCACCGGCAGCGGCAUGAACGAGGUCAUGGCCAACCAGGGGGCGGAGAACAUCGAGCGCGUGGUCUUCACCAUCAUCCAGGGCGCCGUGGACUUCCCCGACCCGUGGCCCAGAAGACCUGCUUCAUCAUCCUCAACCCGGCUGGUGGAGCUGUGGGGCGGCAAGGACGGCAUGGUGGGCUUCCCCGACUUCAUCUACAAGAACAUCGUCCCCGCCUGCUUCCUGGCGCCGCUGAAGACGACCUUCGACCUCAGCGACGCCCAAACCGUGCUGACGCUGUCAGAAUGCACGCUCACCUUGAAGAUGAUUCAUCUCAACGCCCCCCCAGGGUGCGGAUUGCUGCAGUUCUUGCAGCAGGAAUAUUUACCGUCUCUUCAGGUUUCUCCUGAAAUCUCUCAGGAGUUGUGUCAAGUCCUCCAGCAGCCGGACGUCAAGGUUUUAAAGAACUACAUGAAGGCGUUCUUCCAGCGAGCGAAGCUUUAGUUCCCGAAACCCAACCGGAGGUUUCUCCUCCCACCUCCUGAACUCUUGAACCUGAAACUGAAUAACUGGAACUUACGUGGGAGCUGUCCGCACCUGAACGCAUCGCCGGAGAGCACCGGCCAAUCACAUCGCUGCUCCGCUGACAGGAGGCGGGGCUGAACGAGGAGCAGACCCAUCUCUGACCGGAGAGACUCUGAAGGGCUGAAACUUUAUUUUUCCACGUUUUUUCUCUUCUUGGUUUCCUUUUUUUAACGUGCCGAGCAGCGAUUGGUCGGUUCCCGGGCGCCGUCGGCUCGUUGUGCUCUGAUUGGUCGAGGACGGCAGGUGAGUCUGAGAUGGAGACGAAGUAUCAGGAACAAAGUGUAAAUAAGAGAAUACGGUGUUAAAAUGUGUAAAUAUGCGAAUGAAAACGCCUUUAGGUUUUAGUUUUUUUUAAAUUUUCCUUUGCCUUCGUACGGAAGCCCGUCGGUGCCAAAAAGCAGAAAAACCUCCGGCGCCGUGAUCGAACACCAAACAGAAUCUGACGCCUGAGUUUUGGAGCUCAGAAGUGUUUGAAUGAAUUGAAGCCGAACACUUCGAGUUUGUUUGAUUUAGUUUGUCAGAAACUGAAGUUAAAGUUCGGAGAAGUUGAUUCUUUGACUUAAUUACUCCUCAAACAUUUUCAGCUUUUCUUCAGUUUCUGGAUCCCAGUUUUCUUCUCAUUUAAGUCAUAAAUUAAAAGAAACAUCUCGUUUUAUUAAUCUUAUUUAGAUUUCUGAUUUAUUUUCCGAAUAAAACUUGAACAGUAUCUGUAAUUUUGCCAAACAUUAAAAAAAAGAUGUACUGUUUAAUAUUUCCUGUCGUUCUCAUUUUCUGUUUUCAAUUUUUUUUAAUUCUGAGAUUCAGAAACAGGUCAAUUUGUAAUUUUGAAUUCAUGAUCUAAACAUUUCAGAUUUUCAUUUUUUUGGGAGAAUUUUGAGCUUGUGAGAAAGUAAAGACUUGCAGUGUUUUUUAUUUAUAUCGUUGUAUAAACCUUCCAAAUGUUUUGCUUCUGCGUUGAUUUUUAUUAAGUAGACUGUUAUAGCUUUAAUGAAACAAAGAAAAAUCGUUCAAUCUUUAUCUUUAUACGUAUUAAAGUCAUUUUUUACUUAAUGGACUUUUCUCAGACGUCCUCUUUCAUUUUAUUUCUCUGUUUUGGCGCUGAUGGGCUUCCGUAUGAAUCCAGAGCGGCUGAUAGGAAUCAGAACCUGCCGGGUUCUGUGCGACGGCCACAGAUCCACUUUCCCCGACAGUUCCGGAGAUUUUCCAGGAAAGUUGCCUUGAAUUGAGGGAAGUGCCGCGACACUUUGUUUAAGUGAAAAUGGAGAAAAAGAAAAAAAGAAUUGCUUCAGAUUUUUGUUGGAAAUCAUCAAAUUCCCUUAAAACUGAAAACGUUUUUCUUUCCGAAGCCCUGAAAGACUCACAAUCAUGUUGUUUAAUUUCGGACGAGUUUUCAGUCACUUGAUGAAUUGAUACUUUAGCUUUUUCAAUAUAAAAUGUAAAUAAUAUUUUCACACUAAAGCUGCGGUCCUCGGCGUCUCCAGUCGUUACGCUAAGCUAGGCCAGUCGGCCUGGAACCAAACUACCAGAAAAUGUCAGAUUUUAAAAACACGUUUUUGAUUUUCUCAGCAGCGGUAGAAGCUUCCCUUCUGUUCAGUGAACUUAAAGGUUUUGUUUCUUUGAGAGUUUCCUUACAGGGUUUACAGCCGUUUGCCCCUUUCCAGUCACUGCUGAGUCCGUUUAUGCAAAAUAUAUAAAAAAAAAAAAAGGUUUUACCUUGAAAACAUGCAUGUCUGCAACCAAACGACAGAUAAAGGGAUUCAUGCAGAAUUACUGUAAUAUUUAUGCAAUAUUUUUGGAAAAUAGAACAUGAUAGAAAUGAGAUUUUCUUUCAAUCUGAGCUGUUAAUGAAUUUGGUGUUGGCGCUCUGGGCUCAGCGCAGACUCUCAGCAGAAGGAAGGAAAGCCUAAAAACCCGACAGACGAAGCAGCAGCAGGUUUCUUUUCCUUUGUGUCCCCGUGGGGGGUCGGCCCGGCGCCUCCACGCUGCACGUCCCGGUUUAUUCCUGAACGAACGUGUGAAGUGGAAGAAUCUGCCAAACGAAUGAUCUGAUGCCGAAAUGUGUUUAUUUGGAGGAACCUUCAGUUUGAACCUUUGUUUAGAACCAAUAAAGUGUUUACUCUUC
Molecule: messenger RNA, 5318 nt
Organism: Salarias fasciatus (jewelled blenny)
Lineage: Eukaryota; Metazoa; Chordata; Actinopteri; Blenniiformes; Blenniidae
Gene: xpot
Product: exportin, tRNA (nuclear export receptor for tRNAs)
Biological process (GO): intracellular protein transport; tRNA re-export from nucleus
Cellular component (GO): nuclear pore; nuclear matrix; cytoplasm
Molecular function (GO): small GTPase binding; tRNA binding
Source: RefSeq, a predicted model, not a curated record